CACAAACUCACCGGAAGCGCGGCUCCAACGCCCCCGGGAGAUCGGCCGGGCUGCUGGGUGACCUGGCUGCCCUGCCCGCCGAUCUGAGAGCCCUUAAGCGGGAUCUUGUCCGCGGGGAAUGGUAUCUGGAGCCCGCAAACUGCCGCCUAAGCGCGUGCUGUGAAAGGAAGUGCUUCUCUGAUGACCAAUCAGCGGCGAGAAGCCGUUUUAACGUCCCUCCCUCUUCCACCCCUCCUUCCCCGCUCUCUGGUUUCUACCCCCUCCUACUCCCUUCGGCUCUACCGGGUUCGACCCUUCCUGGACACCGUCGUCCGCGUUCUCGUCUUGGAGUCCGGCCGCGACCUCUUUUGGCAGUAUGGCCAGCUCAGAGGCUGAAUGGGUAACAAUUGCCAAUAACCUUCUUUUUAAAUGUCACAUACACCUGAGGAUACACGAACUUCAAGACUGUGAUGCUAAUGUUUUUAUUGCCCUUUAUCAAUCCAUUUUGGGAGAAAAGGUACCAGACCUCAUUGUUAUUCCCAAGAAUCAAGAAGACGAAGCCCACAAUGUACAAGCAGUAAUCGAUUCACUAGCUUUGGAUUACCUUCAGGUCAGCCUGUCUCAUAUAACAGGAGAAAACAUAGUGAGAGGGGAUAAGGAAUCUAUCAAGAACCUCCUAGAAAUAUUUGAUGGAUUGCUGGAGUAUCUGACAGAACACAUCAGUGAAUCGUCUCACAACAAAAGUGAAACUGAACAGUACUCUAAAGACUUUCCUGGAGAAGAACCUGUGGAAGAACUAGACAGUAUCAAGGAGUCCAAGUCUUCAUGGAGAAAAGUUUCUUUUACGAGGUGUCCCUUCUCAUCGGAUACUUUGGGUCCCACCUGGGAUGAAGAGGAAGCUGAGUCCACAGGUGAAAUAAUUAGGCUCGGAGACACUGCACACACCUUUUCCCUCAGAAGUAAUGGUGCUCAAAAUUCCAUGGACUUACGGUCUAGAAAAGCCUUGGCUUCACCAGGCAUUAAGCCACCUGAGGAAAUGUUGAACCCUGACUCAUCAGAUUUUCUACACAAGAAUGGACCGCCUUGUGAGGAAGCAGAAACUCCGCCUAUGAGCAUGGUUCCAAGUGCCAGGAAACUAGGUGAGCCGAUCCGAGCUGCUAUUCCUUUGCAUCCUCCCUACCAUCCUUCUGAGCCCAGAGCACCCUGUCCCAUAGGCAAAGAAUACCUCUGGUCAAGUCACUACUUGUCUGCGCUGACUUCUGGAGAGCACACGGCACCUUCUGUGGAACCAGAUGAUGUUUUCUUAACUUCUACCUUAUAUAAAGAUGAUGAUCAGGAAACACGUCUAGCUCUGACUGAAGGCUCCAGGACAAGGAAGCUUUCUAAAGGAGAAAGAGAUGAAAACAGAGCUGUGAUCCCUUCAGAGUAUCUACCUUUCCCUCAGAAGGCCAGGAAGCGGUUAACGGAACAAGAACUGCAUGCCGUGUCAGAGAAACUCUCACAGCGGCUCUCUGAACUGGACUGGAUGUUAAAAACUGCACUGGGUGAUCGAGCAACAGACGAGACUGAUGGUAAAGAUGCUGAUGCUGCAGAUGAAGAGGUGCACACUGGGAGUGAGGAGAUGCUAUCGCAGCACAGUGACAGCGUCAUGGAGUAUGGACCAAAGAAGCCUAGGCCAGGAUUUUCAACGUACAGAAAGGCACCUCACAGGUCCCAUUCGCUGUCACCAUCUUCAAUGAACAAACACAGACAAUUAGAGAAAGAGAGAAAAAGGCAGCACAAAUCUAAAGGGACAGACUCACGCCAUUUCCAAGCAAAGGCAUUAACUGAAGCAUUUGAACGGGUACUAAGAAAAAAUAAAGUUCAAGAGAACGUUGGACUUCGAGGGAUAAGGGAGGAGGAGGAAGAAGAGGAAAUAGAAAAGUCACACAGGGAAGCCUUUCCGAAGAGAACUUCAAAACGGAGCCAGGUCCAGAAGAUUUAUUCCGGAAAAACUGCAGCUCCAAGUCCAAAAGGUGGUGGCCUUCUGAAGUCAAGCAAGGCAUCUCCAAUGAAAGUAAAGGAGCACAGUCUUCUGUCCCUGAUGCUAGAACAGUUUCCAUUUCUCUAUGUUUCUGACCCAACACUAACCAAAAUGUGGAAGCAGCAGAUGGCACAGGUUGAACAGCUCAAAAGGGAAGCACAGAGAGAGAACCGAUCCAAGAAGAAACUCCAGGAUGAAAUAGAAGAAGCCCUGAGAAGGCAUGACCUCCUUACUGCUCUUGUCAAGAGAGAAUAUGACCAUAACAAGAGACUGCAAGACUUCAAGGACCGAAUUCACAGACAAAGGCUGACCCAAUCAAAGAUAAAAGAAAAUCGUCAUCAAAGUGUUCGUGCCCGAAAAUAUUACGAUGAUUACAGAGUUCAGCUACGUGCAAAAAUGAUGAAGAUGAGAACCCGGGAAGAAAUGAUCUUUAAGAAACUGUUUGAAGAAGGUUUACAAAUUCAGAAACAAAGACUACGAGACCUAAGAAACUAUGCCAAAGAGAAACGCGACGAAGAAAAGAGACAGCACCAGAAUGAGCUGGACUCAAUGGAAAACUACUAUAAGGACCAGUUUUCAUUGCUGGCGGAAGCCAUCUCACAGGAACGUCAGGAACUCAAAGCAAGACAGAAAUCCCAGGCUCAGACAUUACAUAAGGUGAAGAGGGAGCUGAGGGCUAAAAUGGAGAAGGAAAUCCAGCAACUGCAGCACAUGAUAACGCAGAACGACGAUGAUGCUUUCUUCCGGGAACUAGAAGCUGAGCGCUUCAAAGCACGGCUGCAGUUGGCUUCCUUCCAGUACAGUAAAAACCCUUUCCCAAGAGGCCAAACUUCAUAGGUGAUGUUUCCAGACCCCUUAAUAUGAACAGAGCUAGACCUGAGCCAGUAAACAGUCUAAACAAGAACAUGCCUUAUUUAUGUAUUCAUGUUAAAACUUAGAAUUUUUUUAAAAUAAAAACUUUUUCUUAAAGCUUA
This is a messenger RNA of Grammomys surdaster, 2976 nucleotides long. RefSeq names its product centrosomal protein 95 (gene Cep95). Gene Ontology annotation, cellular component: centrosome; spindle pole. The record is from RefSeq and is a predicted model, not a curated record. Lineage: Eukaryota; Metazoa; Chordata; Mammalia; Rodentia; Muridae. Bases 356 to 2839 code for a protein of 827 amino acids. The transcript is spliced from 20 exons.